AUGCCCCGAGAUCCAGAACAGGCUGUCGAACCUGUCGGUAAGAACCCAGUCUCUGCUGCAUAUAAGAGCCUCACUAAGGAACGCCACCAAAGGGUCCGCCACAUCCGCUGCGACGAAUCACCGGGUGGCCAAUGCCAAAACUGUGUUCAUGCGGGUUGGCAAUGUGAGGGAUACAAUGUUUUGGAUCGAAUGCCUAGGCGACACUCUCCAUCCUACACCUACCCGCAGGACAUUGGCGGGGGCGCAAGAGCACAUAUCGGAUGGCCCAUGACCGCCGACGAACGUCGUUCGUUCGCUUUCUUCCAACAUAACUCCAUCACAAGCCUGACUGCCCUCUUCGAGUCGCCGCUAUGGCAGCGCCACAUCUUGCAAAUGUCUCAUGCCGACCCGGCCGUUUUCCACGCCGUCACUAUGCUCAGCGCUGCACAUCAGGGCUGCGAGCUUAAAUAUACGCAGAGUGACAACACAUCAAUGCACCGCGCUUACUGCUUCUCUCUACACCAGUCGAGCCGCGCGAUGAGGAUGUUAACGCAGCGCCUGUCAUCCCAGGACCCCGAACUCCGCCACAUCGCCCUCCUCUGCUCGCUCCUCUUCGGACUGUCAGAUGUGCUUCUUGCCAGGCAUGACAGCGCCUGGACGCAUUUUCGUUCCGGGCUGCGCAUCCUCAAGGAAAUUGAGCACUGCCCAUAUCUCAUUUCGAAAGUCGAGCCAUCGCUUGUUGCCGUAUACCGCCGUAUAAGUCUGCAGGCCGCGUUGUAUAGUAAUAAGAGCGCAGACGCGGAUGCAAACGCACCCCGAAUCCCGAUGCUGAGCUAUGCUCUCUCGUCACCACCCAAGGACAUUUGCACCCUAGAAACAGGGCCCUUUACCAGCCUGUCCCAAAUGCAGUCCGUCCUCCUGAGCCUCCUCGACACCGGAAUCCCCCUGAUCGCAACUGGCCUCAGCCUCUCCGACCCCGAGUUCGCCGCCACAUACAACACCCUCUCCACCGCGCAAUCCCGCCUCCUGCGCACAUUCGCAAUCUUUAUCCACAAAUUCAACUCCUUCCGCGAAACACACUCCACUUCACCCGACAAGCACAGCCAACAAAGCACCCUCGACCUCCUGCACCUCUUGAUCCUGGGCCACACCCUGUCCCUGAAAAUCGCCCUGACUCGGAACCGCGCCCCGCUACCUCCCUCCUUCCUGCCCCAAGUCAACACAGUCCUUGAUGCCCACGAGUCAUACAUACAGGAGUACGAGCACCGCCCCACCCGCGUCGCGGACCACGGCGUCAGCGCGAAUAUGUAUCUCCUUGCAACCCGCGCCCCGGAUCUGGCUACGGGCUUGCGCGCCGUGAAGAUCCUGAAGGUUUGGCCCAAGUAUGUCGGUUUUCAUAGCUCUACCUCUGCGGCACCGUUGGCGAUGAACGUUUUGAUGGAGAGGUUUGGAUUCGGGCAGGUGGGAAGGGAUUUAGAGGGUAGAGAAUGCGGUGGCGCCAGCUUAAUCAGUGUUGGGGAGUCGGUUGCAUUUCAAUGUUAG
Molecule: messenger RNA, 1521 nt
Organism: Aspergillus mulundensis
Lineage: Eukaryota; Fungi; Ascomycota; Eurotiomycetes; Eurotiales; Aspergillaceae
Exons: 1
Coding region: 1-1521 (506 amino acids)
Biological process (GO): regulation of DNA-templated transcription
Molecular function (GO): DNA-binding transcription factor activity, RNA polymerase II-specific; zinc ion binding
Source: RefSeq, a predicted model, not a curated record